UCUGUAUUGAGCUUGCGGUUCGACUUCUCUCUUUUUCAACAACUCACAAUGGUUGUUACCUUCCCCACCUCCCUAGUUCUGUUAAUUUUCAUGGUGUCUUGCAGCGUCAAUAUUUUCAUGGCUGACUCUGAACCUGUGUGCCAGCCCGCAUACCCCGCUCAUGCAAUUGCGGUAGAUGAAGGAGAUGUGAACUUGCUGCAAUUUGCUGAGAACCUUGAGCACUUAGAGGCUGAUUAUUUCUUAUGGGGUGCACUGGGAUAUGGCCUGGAUGAGGUGGCUCCCCAGUUAGUGAUGGGGGGCCCUCCUCCCAUUGGAGCUAAGAAAGCUAAACUUGAUAACCUUACACUCAACAUCAUCACAGAGUUUGCCUAUGAAGAAGUUGCUCAUCUCAGGAUCCUCAAAAGAACUGUCGGUGGGUUCCCAAGGCCUCUGAUGGACUUAAGUGCUGGUAACUUUGCAAAACUGAUUGAUUCAGCAUUUGGAUAUGCCCUUGUCCCUCCCUUCGACCCCUACCAUGACAGCCUCAGUUACAUGAUAUCUUGUUAUGUGCUCCCCUACAUGGGACUCGUAGCGUACGUAGGCACGAACCCACUUCUCACAGGCUAUUAUUCAAAGAGACUCUUGGCAGGACUAUUAGGUGUUGAAUCUGGCCAAGAUGCUGUUAUUCGGACGUAUUUGUAUGAGCGAGCUAAAGAACAAGUACAUCCAUACAAGCAUACAGUUGCUGAAUUCACAGCACGCAUUUCAGAGUUGAGGAACCGGCUAGGAAAGUGUGGUAUCAAAGAUGAAGGCAUCAUAGUCCCAAAAGAGCUAGGAGCUGAGAACCGGACCACGACUAAUGUCUUGUCAUCAGAUGCUGAUUCCAUCUCUUACAUGAGGACUCCAGCAGAAGUACUAAGGAUUGUGUAUAGCACUGGGGAUGAGCACAUUCCUGGGGGGUUCUACCCAAAAGGGGGAAAUGGGAAGAUAGCAAGGGGAUUUCUCAAAAAGCAUUAGGGCAUCAUUCAGUAUUUUCUACUAAUAACUGUUCUAUGGUGUUGUUGUUGCUGAUAAAAUUAUGUAAUCCAUGUGGCUGUAUCACCUGUCAGUUAUUAUUACUACCAAUAAAGCAAUAAAUGCCAUGAUCAAGUCUUAAGCUCCAA
Vitis riparia (riverbank grape) is the source of this 1142-nucleotide messenger RNA. RefSeq names its product desiccation-related protein PCC13-62-like. Bases 49 to 996 code for a protein of 315 amino acids. The record is from RefSeq and is a predicted model, not a curated record. The transcript has 3 exons. NCBI's taxonomy places the organism in Eukaryota, Viridiplantae, Streptophyta, Magnoliopsida, Vitales, Vitaceae.